GCGAUGGAGAGGUUUUGGAUAUUCUUCAACCUGACAACGCGGCGAUAUUGUUUUGCUCGUUAUAUUUUCUUAUGUUAAUAUGUAAUUAAAAGAAAAAUAGAUAAUGCUUCUUCAACAAUAUUAAUACCAUAUGCUUUUUUUCCCCUUAAAUUGAAGUACACAGAUUAUACACGCUGGCAGCAAGAUGAAUUUAAGUGAUAUUUGUGACAAUGCUAAAAAGGGCAGGGAAUAUGCUCUUCUUGGGAACUAUGAUUCAUCUAUGGUCUACUACCAGGGGGUGAUCCAGCAAAUUCAUAAACACUGUCAGUCUCUUAGAGAUCCAGCACUCAAGGUGAAAUGGCAGCAGGUGCGCCAAGAAUUGGUAGAAGAGUAUGAGCAGGUUAAAAGUAUCCUGGGGACUUUGGAAAGCUUCAAGACAGACAAGCCUGUAGAUUUCCCACCAGCACAGCCAGAAGAAUCCCCCAAGGACCCUGCUGUUUGGCCUCCUCCUAUUCCUGCUGAACACAGAGCUCCAAGCCAGGCAAAGCGUCCGAACAGAGAAGUGAAACCUGCAAGAAAAGAGUCUCCACUCGUGCAGCACCGUGGUGGGCCUGUCGGUCGUGCUCAGCCUUUAUUAAAAGCAGAGAAGCCCGGCAGUAAAGACAGUAAGGAUUCAAGAACUAAAGCUAGGGAUGACAAGGGUAAAAAGAAUCCCCAGGAUGCAGGAGGCGAGGGGGAGCUGCGGAGAUUUGAUGGCACUGGAUAUGACAAGGACCUCGUAGAUGCACUCGAAAGAGACAUUGUAUCCCGGAACCCGAAUGUCCAUUGGGACGAUAUAGCCGACCUGGAUGAUGCUAAGAAGUUGCUGAGAGAGGCAGUGGUGCUUCCCAUGUGGAUGCCUGACUUCUUCAAAGGCAUCAGAAGGCCAUGGAAGGGUGUGUUGAUGGUUGGACCUCCAGGAACAGGCAAGACAAUGUUAGCUAAAGCUGUUGCCACAGAAUGUGGAACAACCUUUUUCAACGUUUCAUCUUCAACGCUUACCUCCAAAUACAGAGGAGAGUCUGAGAAACUAGUCCGGCUGCUGUUUGAGAUGGCUAGGUUUUAUGCACCGACCACAAUUUUCAUUGAUGAAAUCGACUCCAUUUGUGGUCGCAGAGGCACGUCGGAUGAACAUGAAGCCAGUCGCAGAGUCAAAUCAGAACUCCUUGUGCAGAUGGAUGGUGUUGGAGGCACAUCAGAUAACGAUGACCCUUCAAAAAUGGUCAUGGUAUUAGCAGCAACAAACUUCCCCUGGGACAUCGACGAGGCAUUGCGAAGGAGGUUGGAAAAGCGGAUAUACAUUCCUUUGCCUACCGCACAAGGCAGAGCCGAGUUGCUAAAGAUAAAUUUAAGAGAAGUUGAUGUGGAAACAGAUGUGGACCUUGCUGUUAUAGCUGAACAGAUUGAGGGUUAUUCAGGGGCUGAUAUAACUAAUGUGUGCAGGGAUGCAUCCAUGAUGGCGAUGCGGCGUCGGAUUCAAGGCCUGACUCCAGAGGAAAUUCGAGCGCUGUCAAAGGAUGAUCUGCAGAUGCCUGUGACUAUGGAAGACUUUGAAUUAGCACUAAAGAAAAUCUCCAAGUCAGUCUCCGCGGCUGAUCUGGAGAAGUAUGAAUUAUGGAUGACUGAGUUUGGCUCGGUGUAGCUUGACUGUGAAAUGACAAUGCUUCUAUUGGCAUGGAGGGACUUUUUUUAUUUAUGUGUUCCAUAACAGCAAAACAGAUUCAAGAUUGCUGUGUCAUUUUUGAAAAAAAAAAAAACAUUAUUUGAAAGGGAAUAAUUGAAGGCUGUCCUGGACCCCACACAUUCAGAUUCACCUCAUGUUGCUUAAUAUUACCAUUACCAAUGUUUUGAUUUUUAGAAAGUUUUUUUUUUUUAAUAAGCGUGUAUAGGUUAUCUAAAUGACAUUAAAUUGUGGGUUAUUAGUUUUUUUUUUUUUCAGGACACCCCUCAAUUAACUUUAACGUGUCAACGUAAUUAUCAUUUAAGGCCCUGCUUACUAAAAUAAAUAUCAUAUUAGUAAGGAUUAGAUAAUGUGUUCUUAGGUCCAUAUAAGGGAUAUUGGGACUUCCUCCUCUUAAAUGUAACUUAUUUUAAACAAAAAACAUUGUUUUAACAGUAAAAUCAUAUACUGUACAUUCUGGCAAAUAAACUUAUUUGUUGCCACAAA
Polyodon spathula (Mississippi paddlefish) is the source of this 2185-nucleotide messenger RNA. It is a transcript of the gene katnal1, whose product is annotated as katanin p60 subunit A-like 1. The record is from RefSeq and is a predicted model, not a curated record. Bases 185 to 1660 code for a protein of 491 amino acids. NCBI's taxonomy places the organism in Eukaryota, Metazoa, Chordata, Actinopteri, Acipenseriformes, Polyodontidae. The transcript has 11 exons. Gene Ontology annotation, molecular function: microtubule binding; ATP hydrolysis activity; microtubule severing ATPase activity. Gene Ontology annotation, cellular component: microtubule; microtubule cytoskeleton. Gene Ontology annotation, biological process: microtubule severing.